UGUGACAGUUGACACAGCUCCAGCCAUGUACGUGCACUGCAGCAAUGCGGGCACUACACCUCCACAGUUCUAGCUUUUACCAGCGCGGCGCUGCUUCUUCCACAGGGGGCGCUCUCGAUUCUCGUUGUUGGUGUCCAGGGACGAUCUAGGACAACGCUGUCGCUUCUCGAUGGUUAAUAUGGCGGCGGCCUGGGCUGCGGCGGAGGCGCGGAGCCAGAACCCGUGAAUUGGGGGUCCAGAAGCCGCAGCCUGGCCUGUGCGGUGGAAGGGGCCGAGGGAUAGGGCGGAGAAGCUCCGAGGAGGGCUGCGGUUUAGAAACAUUGCAGAUUGUUAAACCCACCGGCUGCGGAAGGGAUGUGACCGGCUUACCUCGGGCCAUCCCGGCGGCUGCAGCGGCGGACGAGCAGCUGACGAGAGGCCGGGGAUGGGCCAGCAAGUAGGCCGUGUGGGAGGUGAGGCACCGGGAGGACCGCCGCCGCACAGAGGAAACAGGAGCGCCGGGACAAGGCUGGGGAGCCACCCCGGUACUGUAGGAGCCGGGAGCCGGAGGAGGGAGCCUGCCGGGAGGAAUAACACCGAGGCCGGAUUCAACAUCUUUGUUCAGCACGAAGCAUUGCACCGUCCUUAUGGCAGCGACUCUGAACCUCAAGCACUCAAUGACGCCAUCCGCUGGAGCUCCAAGGAGAACUUGCUGGGAGCCACAGAGAGCGACCCCAAUCUCUUCCUUGCUCUCUAUGAUUUUGUGGCCAGUGGAGACAACACCCUGAGCAUCACCAAAGGAGAGAAGCUACGGGUGUUGUGCUAUAACCAGAAUGGAGAAUGGUGUGAGGUGCUGUCUAAGAACGGCCAGGGCUGGGUGCCCAGCAAUUACAUCACCCCUGUCAACAGCCUGGAGAAACACUCCUGGUACCAUGGCCCUGUGUCUAGGAGUGCAGCAGAAUAUCUUCUUAGCAGUCUUAUUAAUGGCAGCUUUCUGGUGCGAGAGAGCGAGAGCAGCCCAGGUCAGCUCUCAAUUUCCCUGCGUUACGAGGGUCGAGUCUACCACUACCGCAUAAACACUGCCUCUGAUGGCAAGCCUUUUGUCUUCCAGGUCUACGUCACAGCGGAGAGCCGUUUCAACACACUGGCUGAACUGGUCCACCAUCACUCUACCGUGGCAGACGGCCUUGUUACUAUUUUACACUACCCUGCACCUAAGUGCAACAAACCCACAGUUUAUGGAGUGUCCCCCAUUCACGAUAAGUGGGAGAUGGAACGCACAGACAUCACCAUGAAGCACAAGCUGGGAGGGGGGCAAUAUGGAGAGGUUUAUGUCGGAGUCUGGAAAAAAUAUAGCCUCACAGUAGCUGUAAAAACACUAAAGGAAGACACUAUGGAAGUAGAAGAGUUUCUGAAGGAGGCAGCAGUCAUGAAAGAGAUCAAACAUCCCAACCUUGUGCAACUCUUAGGUGUCUGCACACUGGAGCCCCCGUUUUAUAUUGUAACAGAAUACAUGCACUUUGGGAACUUGCUAGACUAUCUCCGGGAAUGUAACCGGGAGGAAGUGACUGCAGUUGUCCUGCUAUAUAUGGCCACACAGAUCUCCUCUGCCAUGGAGUAUCUGGAGAGGAAAAACUUCAUCCACAGGGAUCUUGCUGCAAGGAACUGCUUGGUUGGUGAUAAUCAUGUGGUGAAGGUGGCUGAUUUUGGUCUAUCUCGCCUUAUGACUGGAGACACAUACACAGCUCAUGCUGGUGCCAAAUUCCCAAUAAAAUGGACUGCUCCUGAAAGCCUGGCAUACAACACUUUCUCCAUUAAAUCAGAUGUCUGGGCUUUUGGUGUGCUACUGUGGGAGAUUGCUACCUAUGGCAUGUCCCCCUACCCUGGCAUUGACCUAUCCCAGGUGUAUGACUUACUAGAGAAAGGGUAUCGCAUGGAGCAGCCAGAAGGUUGUCCCCCAAAGGUCUAUGAACUAAUGAGAGCAUGCUGGCAGUGGAAUCCUGCCGAGAGACCUUCUUUUGCUGAGACGCACCAAGCCUUUGAAACAAUGUUUCAUGAUUCUAAUAUAAAUGAGGAGGUUGCUGAAGAACUGGGGCGCACUGCUUCUUCCACAUCAUCUUAUCAGAAUCGUCUUCCUAUGUUACCCUCUAAAUCCCGAACCCUGAAGAAGAAAGCAGAGAAUAAGGAGAACAUUGAAGGCACCGGAGAUUCAUCAGAUAACUCAACUUCAAGCACAACGGCAGGAGUUCUUCGUGGAUCUCCUGUAGCAAGUGGCUCCCCAGCUCUUCCACGCAAACAGAGGGACAAAUCUCCAAGCAGCUUAUUAGGAGACUCCAAAGAAACAACAUUUACACGAGACCGAAAGGGAGGAUUCUUCAGCUCUUUCAUGAAGAAAAAGAGUGCCCCUCAGCCCCCCAAACGCAGCAGCUCCUUCCGUGAAAUGGAGAACCAGCCCCACAAAAGGCCAGAGCUAACUGGAGAACUUGCUGCUUUCCAGGCACUUGAUGGUCUUGACACUCCUGCUUCUCCAGGGUCUCAUAAAUGCUAUGGGGGUUCAUCUCAACGUGGUUUUGCAGAAGAAGGGGGAGUUAGUGGGGGGUGGACUGGAAUAUCUGGCUUCUUCACGCCCCGUCUAAUAAAAAAGACAUUUGGUUUGCGAACAGGUAAACCAGGAAGCACUGAGGACCAGUCAAAACCUUUCCCUAGGUCAAAUUCCACAUCUUCCAUGUCUCCUGUUGUUUCUGAGCUAGACAGGAUGUCCAUGACACUACCCAGAAACUGCCAUCGGACUAAGGUCCAGCUGGACCGUGCUGCCUCAGUCUCUUCACAACCAGAUGAGAACCAACAGGACCUUCCAAGGACUGCAUUAGAUAUAGCACCCCCACAGCCAAAUAGAGAUAGAGGAAAGCCUAAAAUGCUUCCACGGACUGGAGGUGGUGAGCGAAAUGGUGGACUGCGCACGGGUGCAGAUGAGAGGUCCUCUCCCAGCAAGCAUGUAGGAGGGGCCUCUUCGUCAUUCCCUGCUGCCGCUCACAACCACAAAGUGCCAGUUCUCAUUUCGCCAUCCCCAAGAAAUGCAUCUACAGAUACUCAGCUGGUUGGCAUGGAUUCUUUAGGUCACACCUUCAAAUUGCUUCAGGAACAUGUGUCAUCUGCUGGGUCUGAGAAAGACCGCCCUUCUCAUCGACGGCUGAAACCUAAGUGUGCUCCCCCUCCUCCUCCAAAUGUAAGAUUCCUGCAACAACCACCUGCAGAAGAGACACCCACACAGCCCGUCACUGAAAGGGCAGCCAAGCCUUCCCGGCCCAUGCUACCGCCACCACCUCCUGUUACCCAUGUAGGAAAGCUUUCCAAUGGGGCAGCAGGGGGUGGUAGGGGAGCGUUAAGGAAGUCCAAACAACCUGCAGAGAAAGUUCCUGCAGACAAAAUAAGCAAAGAAGCUCUUUUGCAGUGUGCUGGUAUGCUGUCCAGCGCUCUGACAGUUCCCCAACCCAACAGCCAGCUGGUUGACACAGGACACCAGCUUCUGGACUAUUGCACUGGAUAUGUUGACUCCAUACCCCAAACACGAAACAAAUUUGCCUUUCGCGAGGCUGUCAGUCGCUUAGAAGUCAGUUUGCAGGAGCUGCAGGUGUCUUCCGCAGGUUCUGGGGCAGGAGGUUCAUCUUCUGCUUCCCAGGGUCCAAACCCUGUACUUAAUAACUUACUGUCCUGCGUGCAGGAGAUCAGCGAUGUGGUGCAGAGGUAGCUGGGGAGGAGCUUUGUACAGAAGGCAUUUGUUUCUUGUAACACCAUAGAACAACUCUCACCAAUCUGAUGCACUGACAAGUGUGGGACAGAUGGACACCGUGGAAGGGUUUAGCCUCUGUGUUGCUAGAGGAAGAAUAUUAACUAUGCUGGUUUAAGACCGGAAAAUAUCCAGCAGAACACAUUUUAACACUAAGAAACCAUUUUAUUUUCAUUUUUAUCAUGUUUGCUUUGCUUUUUGUCCUUUUACAUCUCAGGUUUAACGUAAAUUUCUCCAUUUGGAGUUUUUAUUUUCUCCAUGGGUCCAAAAAUACACUUAGGGAGCUUAGGAUACCCUCUAAGGGCUUCCGGUUAUCUCCGAAUGAGAUGGUGUGUUGACCAUGGCAUGGCUUGGUUUGGCACCUCCUGCUCCUUACAACCAGAGAGGUCUAUAAAGCCCAGAGUCCCCAUAGAAAGUAGUAAAGAAAGGUUACAUGUCAUCUGUGGAAUAAGCAGUGCCCCAGAAAACGCCUCUUGUUUAAUUUGAGUUUUUUUUUAUUUUUUUUAACAUCUUUUAUAAUAUAGGUGCUGACCGGUACCUGACAGGUUGGUGGAGAGUCUGUAUGGCCUUUAUGCUGAAGUGCAGCCAUUUUUGGGCGGAUCACAAUUACCCAUAAUUUAUGCUGGGAAAACAAUGACGCUGUCACUUUGUCUCCUAGUUCCCAUUUGACCGGUAGAUGCCAUUCCCAUAAACAUUCAUUUCAGCUGCAAAUCUGCAGCCUCCAGUUUAUGUAACACUAGGGAACACUAGAAAUGUUGCUACCAUGUAAGUAUAUGUCAUGAAAUCUAACAUUUUAGAAAAAUUGUGGUUUUGUUUGUUUUUGUAUUGAGUUGCCAUUUUCUGUGACAUCAUAGCAUGUUUUUCUAUGCAUUCUCUGACCCACAACGCAAUGUGACUGCUUUGGCCACCGUCGACAUUUAAGUGUCCGUGUACACUUGAAACACAUUUUAUAUGAACCUGAUGGAAGCCACUUGAUCAUUGAGUUAUGAUGUAUUUUUUUUUUUCCAGAUUUUGUAUAGAGAAUGUUCUAUUGUAACCUCACUUGGGGUAUGCCCUCUCUUUCUGUAAAGCAUUAUCUGCAAAAUAUGUAUAUGGGAGUUUUGUGAUCACAGUUAAUGCUGUCUGUAUACACAUAGUUAAUGAAUGCAAUGGUCUGAAAUGCUGUUUCUGGGCAGUACUGGAAUACGUCAUAACUGGAGUCUGAAUGUCGCAUUUCUAUUAGUAAGACAUUGAGUGCUGGUUAGAGAUAUAGAGGGUGUGUUUACUUUGUGCAAACGUCUGGUAUAAUAUCCAGUUUUUCCAUUUGACACUAUAGAUGUGCUUUUGGCACAUGGACUACAAUGUAUAACACUACAAUCAGUUCUCGUAAUGAAAUCCCAUGACUAGGAGGUGCAUAGAUGGAUUUGCAACAAAAAAAAGGAGAGAAGUCCUGCAACUCACCACUGUGGAAUG
This is a messenger RNA of Hyla sarda, 5218 nucleotides long. It is a transcript of the gene ABL2, whose product is annotated as ABL proto-oncogene 2, non-receptor tyrosine kinase. Lineage: Eukaryota; Metazoa; Chordata; Amphibia; Anura; Hylidae. Gene Ontology annotation, biological process: protein phosphorylation; regulation of apoptotic process. The transcript has 11 exons. The coding region runs from base 425 to 3727 and encodes 1100 amino acids. Gene Ontology annotation, molecular function: ATP binding; non-membrane spanning protein tyrosine kinase activity; protein binding. The record is from RefSeq and is a predicted model, not a curated record.